GAUUCAGGUGGUGGGUCGUGAUAGAAUUAUGAUUAACUUAGAGCACCUUCAUCCACCACCGGGAUGUGGGCAUGUGACAGCUUAUGAAAAUGAUGGUCGCCUUCGUGCUUUACAUGUUACUGAAGCUCUUGAAACUACUAAGAAGUGGUUAGGUGGGCAGUUCAUUGAAGUAACUGUUGGACAGGAACCAGUCAGGACAGCACACAGCAAGCAAGAGGCACGGGAAGCAUUCUCUGCCCACACGGAGACGCCAUGGCAAAGAGUUAUGUUUGCAUAUUAUGAGGAGGGAUGGGAGGCUUCCCUACAGGAGAUGAUCAAAGGCAAGGAUGAAGGUAGUCUGUAUCAAGUUGCUUCCACUAUGGCUUCUGUUAUCCUGAAAGUGUGUGGCAUCAUUGCUAAAGCACAGGCACUCCUACCAUCACCCAAGAGGAGUGGAAGUUCUGCAAAUACUCCCCUUGUGCUGCGUGGAUCAGGUGGUAGUAUUGUGAGUGUGGCUUGGCAUCCUCAUACCAACACCUUGGCUGCAGUGUUUUGCGAUGAUACAGUGAGAGUUUUUGCUGCUGGUCGCAGUAUUACACCUCUUCUGAAACAUCGCCUCCAGAAAUCCAUCACACACAUUGCAUGGAUGCCCUAUUCAGCCUCACUUAUGGCAGUAGGUUGUGAGUGUGGUGUGUUAUUGUGGACACUAGACCCAGUCAAUGUUGUGACCCGCCCAUCUGGCUCCUGUGUCUCACUCCUGGCCCACCCUAGUGCAACACCCAUCAACUCCUUGACAUGGCAUCCCAAGGGCAAUUUAUUUGCAUGCGUUGGAGGCAGCAACAGUCAAUUGGUGGUAUGGGACGUGGGACGUGAGGCUUCAGUAGUGGUUCACAGUGGGACGGGUGGCAACAUCUCCCUGGUUCUGUGGUCUCCCGACAGUUCAAGACUUUUUGUUGCCUACUCUUCAAAAAUCAUGAGGGUGUUUGAAACUCGAAGUUGGACUUACGAACAGUGGAGUCUUGAAUCACCCAUCCAGUCUGCAGUUUGGUCAAGUUUGGGUCAUUUGUUGUUAUUUGUGACUCAAGAUGACCCAGUGCUCUACUACCUAGGUUUCAUCCCUGGUGAAGGUGUUGGGGGAACUCAAGUAGCCGCUCAGGUUGCAGACCUCACUCAGACUCUAGUCUCUGAUGAAGAUGGUGAGGAAGUAAGUGUGGGGGGACCUGUGAAGCAGUUAGCUUGGGAUAUUCGUAGUGAACGCUUGGCUAUUGUUUUCCGUGAUACAGAAUUUGUGGUGCUUUUCCACACGCACACUCAUCCCACGUUACAUCUCGCUCCAGGAGGGCUCAUUAGAGGUGAGCCUUGCCAAGUCCCCGUCAGUGUCAGCUUUCAGAAGAACUUACCCAAUGGUGCUGUGUUAUCAGUGGUAUGGAGCAGCGGACAAGUGCAACAUAUUCCCAUGCGUUACUCUUCGCGGGAACCUCUCCCUUCCACCCUCAACACCAGCACAUUCAACACCUCUAUCCGGACGACACACAACUCCAUUCUCAACUGCAGUGUUCCUCUCAACACCUCCAUGGGAUAUGCUGGGUCACCAGUUACAUCACCCCUCAUUGGUGGCAUCUUCACAUCUCCCUAAGUUAAAAUUAAAUUCUUAACUCACUUUUCCAUGAAUAUCUCUUGAGGUGUAAUUUUGUACAUAACUUGGAGGCUUUUUACUGAAUAAAUAAAAAGUACCAAAGUAAGUUUGCAGAUCCACUAUGUGAAAAAUUACCUGUAUUAGUGACUAAAUUCCUUCUUUACCCUGUCUUUCCAUGUACCAGUUGUAUUUAACCUGUCUGUCAUUGUAGUUUACAUUUAUAUUUUGUUCACUUCUCUAUCCAUCCUCGUAAAGGGUCAAAGUAUCUUAACAAAAUAUUUGGGCAUUUAUUAUCCUUUUAAUUUUCAAGUUUUUUAUCUCUUGUAUCUUACAUUUCAGACCUAUUAGUGGAACUGAUGUGAUUAUGACAAUCCUUCCUCUUUUAUAAUAUUUUUUAAGUGGUCCUUUUCUACCCAUGUAUAUUGUAACAAGAAAUAACCUGUAAAGGCCCUCCAGUUAGGUUCACACAACUUGUUUAUAAUAAAGUAUUUUCUGUAUGAGAGAGAAGUUGUUAUCUAAAUAUUAUAACCAUGAUUGUGUUACCCUUCAGAAAAUAUGGAAAGUUUUUACCUCAAUUUGUGCAAGUAAAGAACAAAAUUAGAAUAAAAACUGUUUUAUGUUACACACCAAGAAGUAAGUAUCCUUCAAACACACGAACCCAUUAACUUGAACUUAACUUACGGGAGGAGAUUACAGGAAAAAUUUACUGGGUAUUUACAUUUAUUUACUUUCGGCCAUCUUCUUGAGGAUAACAGAAGUGUCUGCAAACUACACAGUACUGUAUAAAUAUAAUGUUAUAAUGAAAUGGUAAGGUAGCUUUGGGUUUGAAUUUCCAUUUUCUGUAAAAAAUAUAAGGUCGUCAUAAUGUACA
Molecule: messenger RNA, 2486 nt
Organism: Homarus americanus (American lobster)
Lineage: Eukaryota; Metazoa; Arthropoda; Malacostraca; Decapoda; Nephropidae
Product: aladin-like
Exons: 11
Coding region: 29-1615 (528 amino acids)
Biological process (GO): nucleocytoplasmic transport
Cellular component (GO): nuclear pore
Molecular function (GO): protein binding
Source: RefSeq, a predicted model, not a curated record